AUGAAAUCUUGUGCAUUCUUUUGCUUAUUAGUGAUAGCUUCAUGUUAUUAAGUCAAUCGAAGUGAUAAAUGCAAUCAAUGCAACCAAUUAAAAUCGUAGAUCGAUUGUGAGAUUGGGAAACAGGAUCAAUAAGAUUGUGAGUGGAUUAAGGAUUCAACCACAAUAGGAGGAAAGUGCUAAAAGAAACUGACUUAGGAGAAUCCUGAUGUUACAUAUAAGUCCUAUUGUGAAUCGAUAACAUAAUAAGAAACAAACUGUCACUUAACAGAUGGUUGUGCUUACAUUGAUAAGAAAUGUGUAAUCUUUGCUGGUUGUUCAGCAUAUAGGUAUUAAAGGACAGAUGAUUGCUAAGCAGUCUCAUAUCGAUGUAUAAGUGACGGAAAUUCUUGCAUUAACUUUAAAGAAUGCAAGGAUUAUCCUGUAGACAUAUGUAAUGUUUCACUAAGUUUAUUCGGUAGAAGAAUGUGUAAAUGGGAUAGUAUAGAAAAUAUUUGUAGAGAUUAUAAAUGUUCUGACAGCGAUGAGAAAUUAAUAACAGAUGAGCAAUGCAAUUAAUGGCUAAAAGGAUGCAUAACAAGAGGAAUUGGUUGUUGGGAAUCCCCGUUGCCUCCGUGUACAAGUUAUAGAGGUAAUGAAAAGAAAUGUGAUUAAUACAUUGGUUCUGAUGGGUAUUGUGAAUAAGGCUAAGACGAAAUGUGUUCAGCUAAACAAUGCUUAAACGCUCCAUUUGAAUAUGAUACGGAUUCUGAUUGUUCGAGAUAUUAGAAGGGUUGCAUUACAAAUGGAAAGGGAUGCAUAUUUGGGACUGUUAAGCCUUUGUGUUCAGCCUAUUUCGGAGAUAAUUCAAGUUGCCAAAGAUAUAUUGGAUCAGAUGGACAAUGUGAAGGGACUCAAGAUGGAACUAAUUGCAGAGCGAGAAGGUGUGAGGACUCUCCAAAUUAUAGCACUGAUGAACAGUGUAGAGUAUAUUAGCCUAAAUGUAUAACUAAUGGAGUGGGAUGCGUUUAGAAUUUAGACCUUUGUAGUAAUUAUAAAGGAAAUAUUAAAUUAUGUCUUUCUUAUAAGGGUAGAGAUGGUAAGUGCAAAGGUGAUGAGAAGGAUAAGGAGAAUCGCCAGCAAUGCAUGGUCAGAGUUUGCAAUGAAGCACCUAUUAAUUAUAGUACAGACGAGGAGUGCAAUGACUAUUAGAUAAAUUGUGUAACAACUGGAUUUGGAUGUGUUAACAAGAUAGACAGGAAAUCAUGUGCAAACUAUGAAGGAGACUCUGAGAAAUGCUUGAAGUUUGUAGGUUCUGAUGGGAAUUGUAUGUGGGUAAGUGGAAAUUUCUGUACAGCAAGAGAUUGUCAAUAAGCUCCUGCUAAUUAGAAGUGUAAUGAGUGGAAGUAAAGUUGUGUGAGUAAUGGGGAUGGAUGUAUAAUGAAGACACAAUGUCAAAAGACCAUUAGUUAAACAAGUUGUGAAGGCACUGAAGGGUGUUUUUGGUAGUCAGGUUGUAUUGAUGGUUCUGAUUGUUCUAAGUUUAAGAGUGAGGUUACUUGUAGAUAUACAAAGGCUAAGAAAGUAUUAAAUGGAAUACUAGAGUCAGUAAAAUGCACUUGGACAGCAAAUGGAUGUAGAGAGUUAACUUGUGAUGAAUUAAUAGGAUCGUAAUAUAAAGACGAUAUAAAUUGUAAAAAUGAAAUGUCAAUUUGUAUUAGUGAUAUGAAAAACUCAUGCAUUAAUAAAUAUGACUGUUCCAAACUCUAUGGGAAUAAACAGACCUGUUUUGGAUAUCUAGGGUAUUGUACUAAUGUUGAAAGUGCAGAUGAUAACUCCCCUUGCAUUACUAGACAAUGUUAAGAUAAUGUUGAGUUGACAACUAAUCAAGAAUGCAACGAUUACUUUCCAGGGUGUGUUACUAAUGGAAGAGGAUGUGUUAAAUAUGGAACUAGUUGUUCUCAAAUGUAAGGCGAUUAAAGCAAGUGUAUUCAAUUCUUUGGGUACUUAAAUGGAUCACAGUAGAAUUUCACUACUAUCCAAUGUUACAAUAUAAAACAUGCAAAUAUGCUAUCUUUUUGUAUGGUAAAAUCUUGUUCUGUGGCAGAAUAAAUGGAAAAUGAUUAGCAAUGCUUAGAGUUUUUAAAUGGUUGUCUUUAUGAUGGCAAAGAAGGGUGUGUAGAUCCUAAUUAGGCUACUUGUGAAUCUUAUUAUGGAAAUGAUCUAUUUUGCGAACAAGCCAUAGUUGGGCAAAAUUCAAAAAAAUAUUGUUUCGGCACUUCAACCAAAGGAUAGUGUGUGAAGAGAGAAUGUUAUCAUAAAUCUAUAGCAUAGAAGAACUCAGAUUGUAAUCUAUUUCGUUAAGACUGCUUAUUAAAGAAUACAGGAUGUGUGGAUUAAACUACUGUAACAUGUUCUGACUAAUCUGGGACUGAUGGAACUUGUUAACUCUAUUAUGGGGGAAUUCAAAUAAAUAAUUAAUGGUCUUAGACGUAAUGUACCAGAAAAGUAAAUUGUUAAUAAAGACAAUGUUCAGACAUAGCGAGUCCUAACACUCCUGAGGAAUGUACAAACUAUAAAUCCACCUGUAGAUUUUAUCUAAAAGGCACUCCUUGUAUAAUGGCUAAUGAUUGUACUGGCUAUCAAAUCCCCAAUACUGCUAACACAGAUUAAAAAAGAUUCUAGUAUUGUGCUAAUAUUAAAGAUCGAAUGGGAUUGUAUUGUGGCUGGGACAUAGGAUAAUUCUGCUCCAUAAGGACUUGCUAACAAAUUGUAAAUGGGUAAAUUUCUGGGUGUUCCUCAUUCAUUCAGGAAGGGAAAACCACCGGAAGUGGAUUUUGUAUGUUGGCUGGUUCAUCUUGUUUGGCAUCUCUGACGGAGUGCUUUUAUUAUAUGGUUCCAUUUGAUCUACUAACCUUUGAAGAGAAGUGGAAGUUCUGUGUAUCACUCAAAAACACUAAAGGAAUAUAAUGCGCUUACAACACUGUUUAUUUUUCCCAAUGCAGUUAUUAAGAUUCCUGUGAAACUAUAAUCAGUGCGACAGAUACAAAAUAAUGCAAUGACACCUUGGGAUGGAAAGGAGGCCAAUGCUAAAAAACUAAGAACUCUCGUUGCUAUACUACUGCUUAUGUUUGCUCUAGUUACACAAUCCCUACUCUUUUAACCUAUAAUCAAAAAUUGGAUUUCUGUAGGAGUUUGAAAGUCGUGGAUUUAUCAAAUAAGUCAGAUGGUCCCUAUAUACCCUGUACAUAUACAGAUGGAUUAACCUGUUAAGAUAUCCUUUAAUGUUCAGAUAUUUACAAUCCAACUUCUCACAAAGACUGUGAGGCAUACGGUUACAAAUGUGGCUAUUACAAUAAAAGAUGCUACAAUGCGGUUUCUUCAUGUAAUGAUGUACUCUUCACAAUUGAGUUAACUUCUGACUCUUUGAAAUCCCUCUUUUGUAACAGUAUGUUAAUUUCAACUUCAGAUGGUUAAAACUACUGCGUUCUCAAUUAAGCCAAGACUGGAUGUGUAGAAAGUUCAUAUAAUUUAUGUGUUUAAGUUGAUCCCAUUCCAGAAUUUUGGGAUAAACAACCUACGAAUGUCGAUACAUUUUGCUUAGUUCAUACUGAUAAAACAAGAACUACUCAAUGCAUUAGUGAUAAUGGAACCAAUUGCAAAGCAGGAACUUGUGAACACAUUCCAUCACCUCACUCUCAAGGUGAUUGUGAUAAUCAUAUCAAAGGUUGUAUAUUUUUACUUGGAAAAUGUAUAGCAGUUGGUAGCAUAACUACUCAAGAUGACUGUAGUAAUGUUUCGAAGGUUCCAUUUUCCCAGGAGCUAAUUGGGUCAUCCAUCAGUGAAAAGAUUAGUUAUUGUGAAUUGUUCAAAAAUAAGAAUAGAAGCGUCAAAUGCACUUAUGAUUAAUUCAGUGACACUUAAAAUAGAUGUGUAUCUAUUCAAAAGUCUUGUUUUAAUUACAUAGUUCCCAAGGGAAUUGCUGAUAAAUAUUAUUUUUGUUAAGUUAAGAAGAAUCUCAAAGGAUUUUAAUGCAAAUAUAAUGGAACUGAAAAUUAUUGUAGGGAUUCCAAAUGCUCAGACGCAGUGAAUCCAUAAUCUCAAUUAGAUUGUAACACUAUGGUAAACCAAACCACAUGCUAUUAUUUGUUAGGAACUUGUUAUAAUUACUAGAAUACUUGUAGUCAAAUACUUGUUUCAAAGGAAAACCCUAAAUACUUUUGUAGUUAAGUUAGAAAUUAAAAUUUUCCAUGCACAUAUAUGGGAGGUGAUUAUUGUGUCAAGGUAAAUACUUGUGAAUCAUAUAAUGUUGAAAAUGUGGUAAAUAAAUUGGAAAUUUGCAAUCAAUUGUAAGAUGAAUCCCUAUAAAGUUGCACUUACCUUUGGGGCAAUAAUUGUGUGACGUAAAAAAGUUGUUCAGGAUAUGAUGGUAAUGCAGAUAACCAAAAGGGCCCAUAAUAAGGUCAAGAAGAUGCACAAUGCUUAUUAGUUAAAUCAUUAAACAAUAUUCGUUGUAGUAAAGAUGGAACCCAAAUCAGAAAAUGCAAACCAUAAGUAUGUGAAGAUAUUUUAGGAAUAAAUGAUUGUUUAAAUGAUAGUAAGGGAUGUUAUUAUUACAACUAAAAAUGCUUUAAAAAACAACAAUGCUCCUAGUAUUAGCCAAUAGGAGAUAAUCCUGAGCAAUAGUAGCUAUGGUGUGAAAAAGUACAAAAUGUAAGUGGAGUGUAUUGUAAAUGGAAUGGGACUGGAUGUUCAAAUAGAAGUUGCAGUGAUGUUUAAUAUUACACAGAUUUCUAUUGUCAAUAGUACCUAUCUACUUGUAAAACUGAUGGAACCAAAUGUAUUGAUAUGAGUCAGGAUUGUAAUUAGAUAAGAACAACUAAGCAAUUAUGUGGAAAUUACUUGGACCCGAAUGGAGUUGACAAAUGUAUAUCUAAUGAACCAAGUUAAACUAGUGGAAGAUGUGAAAAUCGAAUUUGUUAUGAUAAUAUAAGUGCCUAAUCAGACACUGAAUGCAAUGAGUUCAUGCAUGGGUGUGUAACCAGAGGACUUGGAUGUAUUCCAAAUACUGAACCUUGUACUUCAUAUAGAGGUACUAAAAUAUAAUGUGAAUAAUUCAAAUAGUUGAAAGAUAAGGAAUAUGUGUAUUGUUCUGGGUAUGUAACAAAUCAAUCAACUAGCAAAUGUAAAGUGAAAAUUUGUUCAGAUAACACUACUGCAACUUCAGAUGAAGAGUGUUCAUAUUUUCUAAAAGGAUGCCGAACAAAAGGAGCAGGAUGUAUUGAAGAAUCAGCUUCAUGUGCACAAUAUCAAGGAAAUUACGAUGCUUGCUUAAAGUUUAAAGGAAAUUAUGGCAAGGAUCUUUGCUUUAGUAGUGGAGUGAAUACAUCCUGUAGGAAAUUGGAAUGCAGUGAUAUUAAUGGUGUAGAUAACUAAUCAUGUAAUUAGAGAUUUGAUUCAAUCACUUGUAUAUUUGAUGGAUCAAAGUGUGUUAAAUAUGGAUUGCAAUGCACUUAAUUCUAGGGUAAUCAUAUUAGUUGUGCCAACGCUAUUGCCAUUGAUGGACCAUGUAAAGCAACAGUCAUGGAUGAUUUCAAAACUAGUAGUUGCACAACACGGGUCUGUAAUGAUGCACCUAACACAUUGAAAACUGAUAUAGAAUGUUAGAAAUAUCAUCCAUCAUGUUACACUACUGGGUAUGGAUGUACAUCUAUUAAACAAUGCGAUAAUAUAAUUACUUAAAGUGCUUGUGAGGGUAAUGCAUCAUGUUCAUGGACUCAUUUUUGUAAUUAAUAAUUUGAAAGCUGUGAUUAAAUCAAAGAGGUUAGCUAAACUAGUUGUUUCAAUUCAAAAGUAAAAAAUGAAAUUUGUGCAUUCACUGAUAACCCUGCUCAAUGUCGUUCUUAAAAUUGUGAGGAUUUACCUCAUGAUAUUUCAUCUCAUAGUGUAUGUCAUUAAUUAAAUCCGAAAUGCACAACCAGUGGGAUGGGCUGUAUUACCUUUGGCUGGUGUUCUACCUAUAAAGUAGUUUAGAUCUGUCUUUAUGCUUAUGGAGAACGAAAAUGCAUUUGGGAUCGCAAAGAAAAUGGUUGUAGAGACAUCAAAUGUAUUGAUUUUUAAGGUAAAACUGUUGCUGAGUGUGAGUCAUAAUUGAAUGGAUGUCUAUCAAAUGGUAUUAAUUGUAUCUCUGGAGAUUCAUGUGAUGAAUAUAUUAGCUAAAUUUCCUGUAUUCACUCCAAAAGGGGACCUUGUUUGUGGGUUUAGAAUGCAUGCAUUAAUUAUUCUAAAUGUGAAGAUGCCAAACUCAAAACCUUUUAAGAAUGCCAAAACAUAUCGAAAUAUUGUACAACUAAUGGAUCAAAUUGUAUACCAAUUACUUUUUGUGCUCAAUAUGAGAAACUUGAUUCCUGUGUCUACGGAUUAGACAAAUAAUGCGGAUGGAAUGAAAAAUGCUAAUCCUUCAAAGCCUGCUCAGAUUUAAAAUCUAGUGAUAAUAAUAUUUGUAGAUUAUAUCAUUAAGAGUGUGUGUCUGACGGGUAUCAAUGCGUUGAAGUAGUUUAACAAUGUUCCAUGUAUAAAACAGCCAAUGCAUGUUUGAAUGUUUCAAAGGAAGGCCCUUGUACUUGGGAUUAAACAGAUACAAAUUGCAAAGUAAAAACUUGUGAAGAUUAUCAAUAUUAAAGCCAUCUUGAAUGUUACAAAGCAAAUAAUUCAUGCACUACCAAUGGAACUACUUGCAUAUAAUAAUCAACUUGCUCCUCCUAUAGAUAAUCUUCUUGUUACUAAGGAACUGAUGGUCUAUGCAUUUUUGGUCUCCCAAUUAAAGGAAAUAGUACAGUGUAAUCUUGUAGAGUCAAAGAAUGUCAGGAUAUUUAUCAUGAACAAAGUAAUCAAAACUGCUUGACAUUCAUACCUGGUAAAUAAUGUGUUUCAAAUGGUACCAAUUGUAUUCCAAAAGCAAAGUGCAGUACUUACAAUACUCUUACAGCUUGUUAAGGAGGAGGUAUUGAAAGUGACUAAUAAACCAUUUGUGCAUUCAAACCCAAUGAAAAAAACUCUCAAAUUGGUUCUUGUAAAACAUUCUCUUCAUGUGCAGAUGCAGAAUAGGAUGAGCAUACAUGCAAUACCAAUCCAUCUUGUUAUUGGAAUUAAAAUACAUGUGUUGAUUAAACUUGCCAAACUUUUUCAAAUGGCUUAAACUGUAAUCCAGUGCCAAGCUUUGAUGGUACUAAAUAUACGAUAUGCUUGUUACAAAAUGGAAACUGCUCUACCAGCGACCCUAAGACCAUUUCAGAAUCUAAAGCAUGUUUUAUCAAAUCAGUCUAAACACACACUUGGAAUUCCAAUACUAAUCAUUGUGAAGCCUGUUUUUAGGGAGCCACACCUUAAAAUCCAGGUGAAACGAAGAUAGCCAUGAUCAUAUCUAUGUUGAUAACAGCAUUUUUGAUAAUUUGA
Paramecium tetraurelia is the source of this 7431-nucleotide messenger RNA. RefSeq lists its product as uncharacterized. Lineage: Eukaryota; Ciliophora; Oligohymenophorea; Peniculida; Parameciidae. The transcript has a single exon. The record is from RefSeq and is a predicted model, not a curated record.